CAGUUAAAUCCGAAAUCAGCAAUCAGCAAAUGGGAAAACAGUAGCAACAAAUAGUUGAACAGUAUAUUAUUUGGCAAUUUAUUUUUUCAAUUUAACAAACCGUAACUCAGCUCGCCAACAGCUGUCACUUUAACUCAAUUAACGAUCAGCGAACAACGAAAACAAAUCUUCCACCUCCACCCCAUCCCUGUCUCUCUCUCCCUCUCUCUCUAUCUCUAUCAUCUCUCUCGCUCGCGUCGUGUUGUCUCGUGUGUGGAAACGUGUACGCAGAUGUUUUGAAAGUCCUCCAGUUCGGGCUGCAAGAGCAACAAGGACUGUUUGCCAUUAUAACGGCUAGCCGUGUGCUAACUCAAAGUUUAUUAUUGUGCAAACCAAAGUUGUAAACAGCAACAGCAACAACAGCAACAGCAACAACAACAAAAUUAAUACAAACAAUAAAGGGCGACAACAGACAGCAGGCCUAGACACACAGCUGUGUUACACAAAUCCAAAUCGAAGUCGAAGGAAGUGGGACCCUGUAAGCCCGUACGCAAUAUCCGUACGCUCAACAUGGCCGGCAGUAUUGAACAACGUCCGUGGACGCCGACAGUGCGCAUUGGUAGAAUUGCGGCGGAGACUACAAAUCCGGGACCAGCUAUUGUCCAGUUACCAACGCUAAUUGGCAGCAAAGUGCCGGAUUCAAAGAAGAAGGGCGCACCGUCAUAUUCCUUUGGCCACAAGUUAUGUGGCAGGGAUGAAACAACCGGACCCGGUCCGGCACAGUACAAUGUGUCGGGAAUGCGACCCAAAGGCAGAGAUCAUGCACGUGCCGCUACCCUACAGAGUCGUCCCAAGGAGUUGACACGCUUCGUGAAUCCCGGCCCGGGUGAAUACGAUGUGAUGCCGGCGGCGAAGGCUGUCAUUGAUGCCACACCCAAAUACACAUUUGGCAAGAAGCCGGCGAGCGCCAAGUUCCAGCUAAUACCAGGUCCUAACCAUUAUCAAGUGGUGCCGCUUGAUGUCAUUAAGCCGCGUGCGCCUCGUUAUUCCUUUCGCAUUAAGGUUAACGUUUACCUAGUUAACAAUCCAGCGCCAAAUAGCUAUAGUCCCGAAAAGGUUACGCAAUCGAGAAAGAAUGCGCCACGUUACACAUUCGGUAGACGAACUAAAAUCCAACACGAUCAGCAUACACCAGCUCCCGGCGCCUAUUCCCCCGAGAAGGUGAAGCUCAGCAGGACACCCGAAUUUAGUUUUGGCAUCAGACAUCAUGAGCUGCGAUCCGACUAUACGCCAGCACCUGGCUCUUAUAAGCCGGAACAAGUAGUCCUCGAGCACACGCCCGCAUAUAGUUUUGGUCUGAGGACGAAGCACACACAAGUCAACGAUUCGCCAGCACCCGGCACGUACAGUCCUGAAAAGUCUAAAUUGCAUUCGACACCCGCUUUUAGCAUCGCUGGCAAGGCGAAUCAUGAUGUGGUUGAUGCCACACCAGCGCCCGGCGCAUACGAGCCAGAGAAGUGUGUGUUGAACAAAACACCCGCCUUCAGUUUUGGGCAACGGGUGCAGUUGAGCAGGUCGCAAGAGACACCCGCACCCGGCACCUAUGAGCCGGAGAAGGUGCGCUUGGACUUUGCGCCCUCCUACACGCUGGCCGGCCGACACGAGCUGAAAUCCGUAAACCUCAGCCCGGCCCCAGGCUCGUAUGCCCCGGAAAAGUAUCGUAGCGAUCACACGCCUGCGUUUAGCUUCGCUGGUAAGCAUGAGCAUCGACUCGAUAGCUCCACUCCGGCACCGGGCGACUACUGUCCCGAAAAAGUACGGCACGAUCACAAUCCCGCUUUCUCAUUCGCCGGACGCCAUGACACACUCAAAGCCAGCGACACCCCAGCCCCAGGCGCCUAUGACACCGAAAAAGUGCGCUUAGACCACAAUCCCUCCUUCUCCUUCGCCGGCCGACACGAUCUCCACAAGCCGAGCGACACCCCGGCCCCGGGUGCAUACUGCCCCGAGAAGGUGCGACAAGACCACAAUCCCGCAUUUUCCAUGGCUGGAAAGCAUCAAGUGACGAUUACAAAUGGCACGCCAGCCCCGGGAGAUUAUUGUCCCGAAAAGACCAGGCUGGAUCAUGCACCUGCCUACACUUUUGGUGGCAGGAAUGAUCAUAAGGUGGAGAGUAAUACACCUGCUCCCGGUGAUUAUCAUCCAGAGAAUGUUCGACUAGAUCAUAAUCCAGCAUUUUCUUUCGCUGGUCGUCAUGACCUCCAAAAGCCAAGUGAAACACCUGCUCCUGGAGCAUACUCUCCUGAGAAGGUGCGUCAAGAUCACAAUCCAGCAUUCACAAUGGCUGGCAAGCAUGAUACGAAGAUCACAAGUGAAACUCCUGCACCCGGUGAUUAUCACCCAGAAAAGGUGAGGCAAGAUCACAAUCCUGCAUUUUCUUUCGCUGGUCGGCAUGACCUCCAAAAGCCAAGUGAAACUCCUGCACCUGGAGAUUAUAGCCCUGAGAAGACUCGAUUGGAUCACACUCCCGCUUACACAUUUGGCGGCAGGAAUGAUCCCAAAGUUGAGAACAAUACACCUGCGCCCGGUGAUUAUUACCCUGAAAAAGUCAGACAAGAUCACAAUCCGGCUUUCACAAUGGCUGGCAAGCACGAUCCAAAGAUCACAAAUGGCACACCAGCACCGGGAGAUUAUUCUCCUGAAAAAUCCCGAUUGGAUCAUACUCCUGCCUACACCUUUGGUGGCAGGAAUGAUCCCAAAGUUGAAAAUCAUACACCUGCUCCUGGUGAUUAUCAUCCAGAGAAUGUUCGACUAGAUCAUAAUCCAGCAUUUUCUUUCGCUGGUCGUCAUGACCUCCAAAAGCCAAGUGAAACACCUGCUCCUGGAGCAUACUCUCCUGAGAAGGUUCGCCAAGAUCACAAUCCAGCAUUUUCAAUGGCUGGCAAACACAAUCCAAAGAUCUCAAAUGAUAACCCAGCACCUGGAGAUUACUGUCCCGAGAAGACUAGGUUAGAUCACACUCCCGCUUAUUCCUUUGGUGGUAGAAAUGACCCGAAAGUGGAGCAUAAUACACCUGCUCCCGGUGAUUAUCACCCCGAAAAGGUCAGACAGGAUCACAAUCCCGCUUUCUCCUUUGCUGGUCGCCACGAUCUUCAUAAGCCGAGUGAGACUCCAGCUCCUGGAGCCUAUUCGCCUGAGAAAGUACGCCAAGAUCACAAUCCCGCAUUCACAAUGGCUGGCAAACAUGAUCCCAAAAUUCCAAGCGAUACUCCAGCUCCUGGAGAUUAUAGUCCAGAGAAGACUCGAUUGGAUCACACUCCCGCUUACACAUUUGGUGGAAGGAAUGAUCCCAAAGUUGAGAAUAAUACACCAGCGCCCGGUGAUUAUUACCCUGAAAAAGUUCGCCAGGAUCACAAUCCGGCAUUCACAAUGGCUGGCAAGCACGAUCCAAAGAUCACAAAUGGGACACCAGCUCCGGGAGAUUACUCGCCUGAAAAAUCCCGAUUGGAUCAUACUCCUGCCUACACCUUUGGUGGCAGGAAUGAUCCCAAAGUUGAAAGUCAUACACCUGCUCCUGGUGAUUAUCACCCAGAAAAGGUGAGGCAAGAUCACAAUCCCGCCUUCUCAUUUGCCGGUCGCCAUGACCUCCAAAAGCCAAGUGAAACACCUGCUCCUGGAGCCUAUUCUCCUGAGAAAGUUCGCCAAGAUCACAAUCCAGCAUUUUCUUUCGCCGGUCGCCAUGACCUCCAAAAGCCAAGUGAAACACCAGCUCCUGGAGAUUAUAGCCCUGAGAAAACUCGAUUGGACCAUACACCUUCUUACAGCUUUGGUGGCAGGAAUGAUCCCAAAGUUGAGAAUAAUACACCUGCACCCGGUGAUUAUCACCCAGAGAAUGUUCGAUUAGAUCACAAUCCGGCAUUUUCUUUCGCCGGUCGUCAUGACCUCCAAAAGCCAAGUGAAACACCAGCUCCUGGAGCAUACUCUCCUGAGAAAGUGCGUCAAGAUCACAAUCCAGCAUUCACAAUGGCUGGCAAGCAUGAUACGAAGAUCACAAAUGGCACACCAGCGCCUGGGGACUAUUCCCCUGAGAAGUCUCGAUUGGAUCAUACUCCCUCCUACACAUUUGGUGGCAGGAACGAGCCCAAAGUGGAGAAUCAUACACCUGCUCCUGGUGAUUAUCACCCAGAGUAUGUUCGGCUCGAUCACAUUCCCGCCUUCUCAUUUGCCGGUCGUCAUGAUCUGCACAGGCCAAGCGAAACUCCAGCUCCUGGAGCCUAUUCGCCUGAGAAAGUGCGUCAGGAUCACAACCCAGCAUUUUCGAUGGCCGGCAAGCAUGAUAUAAAGAUCACAAAUGGCACACCAGCGCCAGGGGAUUACUCGCCGGAGAAGACGCGACUGGAUCAUGCACCCGCUUACACAUUUGGUGGCAAAUAUGACCCCAAGGUGGACACCCAUCAGCCGGCGCCCGGCGACUAUGCGCCAGAGAAAGUACGCCUCGACCAUACACCCGCCUACACAAUUACAGGUCGGACGAUCAUCGAGCAUGUCAGCCAUACCCCGGCACCCUGUGACUACAGACCGGAGAACUGUCAGCUGGAUGGCACGCCCGCCUUCACCUUUGGCAUGAAGCUGAAACGGGAACAGAUCAGUGAUACUCCAGCACCCACUGCAUACGAACCGGAAAAGCACAAUACUCAGCACACACCAGCCUACACAUUUGGCACUAGAUCCGAGACCAAGGUCACCACCGAUACACCCGCUCCCGGACAUUAUCAUCCAGAGCAAUGCAAUCUCGACAGCUCGCCGGCAUUUAGUUUUGGUCUCAAGACAACACCUAUGCCCAUCAUUCGAGAAUCUAGAGGCGCUUACAUUGAAGAUCGCAUCUUGCAAAGACGUGAACGACGCUUGGCUAGUCCCGUACGCAACAAUAAUGACAACACCAAUGCAACCACAACAACAACCACCACAACAACCACUGAGACGCGCUUUGUGAAUGGCGUUCAGGUGCCAGUGCAGCAGGAGCAGGGUCAAGUGGAGACAAAGACAAUCGUAAAGCACACAACCACAAAUGGCACCACCACACCACACACACAGCUAGCACCAGUCCCAGCGGCAACAGCAACAACAACAACAACCACCACAAAGACAACAAAAGUCGUAAACAGCACAAAUGACAAUCAGAGCGAUCAAUCAAGAUUGAAGCACACCACCAUGCACCAUGUGGCAAAUGCACACGCCCAAAGGGGCAAUCUUCAAGUCACCGCCCAAGGCAAAGCGGAUGCCAGCACCACCAAAGCGGCAGCGGCAAGCACACGCACAGUGGUGCAAAGUGACGGUGCAAUUGUCACAAGUGCCAAAUCCAUCAAAUCGAGCACCGUCAAGUACGCUGUGGAGGCGAGCAGCGUGCAAGAGAAAAUAAUCAGCUCCUAACGUCUACAAGAUACCCACUGUCUUGGGCAGCAGCAAGGAGGGUCCCAUACGUUCAGCACCUG
Molecule: messenger RNA, 5471 nt
Organism: Drosophila grimshawi
Lineage: Eukaryota; Metazoa; Arthropoda; Insecta; Diptera; Drosophilidae
Exons: 14
Coding region: 550-5409 (1619 amino acids)
Cellular component (GO): cytoskeleton
Source: RefSeq, a predicted model, not a curated record